AUGGCCACCAUCGUCGCCGUGGUGCUGGGUAUUGGAUUGGGUGUUACUGUUAGGGAAUAUGGAAAUCUCUCCAAUCUGGAUAAAUAUUACUUCGCCUUUCCGGGAGAAAUUCUGAUGAGGAUGCUCAAGCUAAUCAUAUUGCCAUUAAUUAUAUCAAGUAUGAUAACAGGUGUUGCUGCUUUGGACUCCGGCGUUUCUGGAAAGAUUGGCUUGCGGGCAAUUGUUUACUACUUCUUCACUACAGCUUUAGCCGUAAUCCUAGGGAUUGUGUUGGUUGUGGCUAUCAAACCAGGAGUGUCCCAGAAUGCUGCGGAUAUUGACAGAAUGGGCAGUACACCUGUGGUCUCCACGGUGGAUGCUAUGUUAGACUUGAUUAGGAAUAUGUUCCCAGAAAACCUUGUGCAGGCCUGUUUCCAACAGUAUAAGACCAAGCGUGUAGAAAUAAAGACCACAACGGAAGUAGGCAAAAAUGCUACUGUUUCUACACCAAACCCGCUCUCGACUGUACUGCCAACAGAGACUCCAAAGAAUAAAACCAAGGAUUACAAAAUAGUGGGUUCGUAUUCCAAUGGUAUUAACGUUCUUGGCCUGAUUGUAUUUUGCCUUGUCUUCGGAAUUGUUAUUGGGAAAAUGGGAGAAAAGGGGAAAGUGCUGAUGGACUUCUUCAAUGCACUGAAUGAUGCCACAAUGUAUAUGGUUCAGAUAAUAAUGUGGUAUAUGCCAUUGGGUAUUAUUUUUUUGAUUGCCGGAAAGAUAAUAGAAGUUGAAGACUGGGAGAUUUUUCGCAAGUUGGGUCUGUACAUGGCUACUGUUUUAAGUGGGCUUGCAAUUCAUAGUAUUGUAGUUCUGCCGCUUAUGUACAUAAUAAUAGUCCGGGAAAAUCCGUAUAAAUUUGCCAUGGGGAUGGCUCAAGCACUUUUGACAGCACUCAUGAUUUCCUCAAGUUCAGCUACUUUACCUGUCACGUUUCGCUGUGCAGAAGAAAAAAACCAUAUUGACAAGAGAAUUACCCGAUUUGUUUUACCGGUAGGCGCUACAAUCAACAUGGAUGGUACUGCUCUCUAUGAAGCAGUAGCUGCGAUUUUUAUUUCACAACUUAAUGACUUACAACUGGAUAUGGGCCAAAUAGUGACCGUUAGUGUCACAGCAACAGCAGCCAGCGUCGGAGCUGCAGGUGUGCCCCAGGCUGGACUAGUUACCAUGGUGAUUGUCCUGAGUGCCGUCGGACUGCCUGCUGAAGAUGUUACCCUCAUAAUAGCAGUGGACUGGCUUCUGGAUAGAUUCAGAACAAUGGUGAAUGUCCUUGGCGAUGCCUUUGGUGCCGGAAUUGUGGAGAAGCUCUCACAAAAGGAACUGGAGCUUAUGGACGUUGGUGCUGAAGUCAACAUAGCAAACCCUUUUGCCCUGGAAAAAGCACCGAAGGUUGACAGUCUGGAAUCACAGACCAAGAAAUCUUAUGUGAAUGGAGCUUUUGCUAUUGAUAAAUCAGACAGCAUAUCAUUCACCCAGACAUCACAGUUCUGAGUGAAAUUGACUGACAAGGGAGCCACACUGGAUUAAAGGACAUGGGAAGGCCCUAUGUUGAACCAUAUUCUGGGCCCCUCUCACUUCAGACCCUACAUGCUGUAUUUUUUCUUCUUUGCCUAUAUUCAUACAGGCAAACAGGAAGACACACAUCCUCUGUCUCACAAAACUCCCUUUCUCAGAUCUGCCACAACACAAAGAGCACAGUCCUGCUCCUUUUCUUGUGCAGGCUAUAAGGAGAUUUAAAAUUUGCCCACAGCUGAGAACAUGGCCAUUUCACAAUGGGAUGGCCAACAUGUUGUGUUGAUUUCUUCAGGAGUCUCAGUGAUAGGUAUGUUCUCAGCAUAGAUAUGUUCCCUGACAAAUACGCAGCGUCAGGGAACCCUACAUAGCUGAGGUCCUACACUGAAACAGGCCACGGUCUUACCUGUGUUGGCACACGGAAGAACAACAUCAUGCAUGAAAUCAUUUAGCAAACCAAAAGGAUAAGUGUGUUGCCUUGAAACACAGGCUCCAGAUUUUCCUCAGCUCUUUGUUUUUGAAACAUCUGAUCAUUGUGGGCAGAUUUAUCCCAGUUGC
This is a messenger RNA of Lacerta agilis (Sand lizard), 2103 nucleotides long. RefSeq names its product excitatory amino acid transporter 3-like. Lineage: Eukaryota; Metazoa; Chordata; Lepidosauria; Squamata; Lacertidae. Gene Ontology annotation, biological process: L-glutamate transmembrane transport. Gene Ontology annotation, molecular function: L-glutamate transmembrane transporter activity; L-cysteine transmembrane transporter activity; glutamate:sodium symporter activity. Gene Ontology annotation, cellular component: plasma membrane. The record is from RefSeq and is a predicted model, not a curated record. The transcript is spliced from 12 exons. Bases 1 to 1524 code for a protein of 507 amino acids.